Messenger RNA from Sardina pilchardus (European sardine), 4227 nucleotides. Its product is annotated as calcium-responsive transactivator-like. The record is from RefSeq and is a predicted model, not a curated record. Bases 4 to 1242 code for a protein of 412 amino acids. NCBI's taxonomy places the organism in Eukaryota, Metazoa, Chordata, Actinopteri, Clupeiformes, Clupeidae. The transcript is spliced from 11 exons.
ACAAUGUCAGUCGCUUUCUCUUCUACGCGCCCGAGAGGCAAAGGGGAGGUGACUCAACAAACGAUUCAAAAGAUGCUGGAUGAAAAUCACCACCUUAUCCAGUGUAUAAUGGACUAUCAGAGCAAAGGCAAAACUGCAGAAUGCACUCAAUAUCAGCAGAUUUUGCACAGAAAUUUGGUGUAUUUGGCAACAAUCGCAGACUCUAAUCAGAACAUGCAGUCCCUUCUACCUGCGCCUCCUAACCCCAAUAUGAACAUGGGCCCAGGUGGAAUGGGACAGAGUGGCAGUGGGCCGUCUCUUCACUCUCAGGCGAAUCUAAAUGAAAGCAUGGCCUCUGGUCUUCCCCCUACCUCAAUGAUGCAGAGUGGGAUGAGCAACGGCCCCAGCCACACCCCCAUGCAGCAGCAGCAGCAGCAGCAGCAACAGCAACAGCCCAGUCAGACGCCUCUGCCCUCCAGUACGUCCAUGAGCCUGCCGGCCAGCGGCCAUCAUGGCUUGGCCUCUGGGUACAGCCACCCUGUACCCUCCUCCCAAGCCAUGCAGCAUCAGGGCCAGGGCUACGUGUCCUCAGCUUCCCGCAGCAACCUCAACAUGCAGUCCAAUCAAGUCUCGAUGAUGCACCAACAAGGCGGUGGACCUCAUUACUCCUCAGCUCAGGGAGGAAGUCAGCACUACCAAGGGCAACAAUCCAUAGGCAUGCUGGGACAGGGUAACCAAGGCAACAGCAUGAUGGCACAGAGGCCCAUGGGAACUUACCGCUCAUCACAACAAGGAUCUGCCCCGCAGUACACAGGACAAGACGAGUUCCACGGGGAGCAGUAUGGGCACAAUCAAAGCUCCAGCGAGCCCAUUAACCAGCAGUAUUACCCUGAUGGUCAUGGAGAGUACUCAUAUCAGCAGUCCUCCUAUGGUGAGCAGGGCUAUGAACGUUCUUUUGAAGAGUCUUCACAACAUUACUACGAAGGCGGAAAUUCCCAGUUUAGCCAGCAGCAGGCCCAGUACCAACAAGGAUCAGGCCAGCAGCAGCCCUUCAGUCAGCAGCAGUACUCUUCACAGCAGGGAUACAGUGGGCAGUCUCAGGGCUAUGGUCCCGGGCAGGGAACAUCGUCCCAGUACUCCCAGUAUCAACAGGGGCAGGGGCAGCAGUACUCCUCCUAUCGCUCAUCACAGGGCACCCCCGGCGCCCAGCCACAGAGGCCGUAUGCCUAUGAGCAGGGGCAGUAUGGGAACUAUCAGCAAUAAGGUGGCACUGCCAGACCAAAGGUUACCUCUUGUCAGUAUGGAGCAGCAGGAAAAGUUGCCGAUAACCUUUUUUAGUUCUUUUUUUGAAACAAGAUUAGAUACAAAUAACUGCCUGUGUUUUGGACAAAGGUAUGCGUACAUAUAGCCUGUUGCCAUAUUCGUUUUGUUUGUUUGUUUACUGCUAUUUGCUUUAAUUCUCUCUCAAUUGUCACUUGUUUUACUGUAAUCUGUCUUUUAUCUGUCUUACAUUUAUUCAAAAUGUGUCCUAUCCUUUUAAAUACAUAGGUGUUCAUUUCAUCUAGCUAAACAAAGUUGGUCUUAAAAUAUGAUCAGUCCUCAAUCAUAAUUCAGAUGAAUAAUCUGGUCAAAGAAGAGGUGAGCAAAUCUUGUGACCAUAUAAAAUAAUUUCUGUACCUGAGAAAUUCCUGAGACUAACCUAUGACUGUUGAGUUACGCUGGUGCUUUUUUGCCGUUUGACUGUUGAUGCUAUCCUAUAGAAAAUUAUGUCUUAAGAAGGUCACUAAAUGAUCUUUUGGAUAACAUGUUUUGUUUAUUUUAGUAUAUUUAUAUUUGAACGUAAUUCACCUUGUUACAUCCAUUCUUUCUAUUGUGAUAUUUUGUGUCUUUAAUUUGCUUUUAUUUUAAGUGGACACAAAAGUAAUAGAUGCAACAACAUUUAGAGUAAAGUCAAUCAUAUUUUCCAAGACCAGUACUAUUUUCUCUUUUUGCACCCCAAUGCUCAUGUCUAACCAUAUAUGUACUGUAUAUCCUGGUCUCUUCGCUUAACUCUUACUUGUGACUUUAGUUUGACAUAGUCAGUAGAAUAUGACAGUAGGUCAGGUACAGUACAUAUGCAUGGCAGGAUUAUGCAUUAUGUGAACAUAUGUUAAGAAUAUGUUAAGAAUAUUUUAAGUAGCCUAUAGUGACACUUUUUGAAAUGAUAGCACUUUAUUUAGUUAUUUAUUUGUAUGUUUUUAUGUAUUUGUUUGUUUAAAAUGAAUGUCUUUUGGCUUAUUUUGUAAAUGUGUUACAUAUACAGUAUAUAUUUCUAUUUGCUGAAAUCACAAAUUGGUGACUUGGUAUCCAACGGAGUAACACUAGUCUGUUAUAUGCCUAAAUGUGCACACUGGUCAAAACCCUGUAGAUUAACAUAGGAGCAUAUGUGUGAUCACUUCUUAUAUUGACUGUGAGAUAUAUGACACACAGAUACACAGACACAUCUGAAGUGGCAUGGUUUAAAAUUACAGUUGUGUGUAAUAUGUGUAAUGAGAGGACAUGAUUUAUACAGUACAUGGAAACUUGAAGUGAUGGUUCAGGAAAAUCUAUCAACUGUGACCAUCAAUUAAGCCAUUAGUAGCCUAACUGAUAGCCUACACAACUAAUCUAAAAAUGAAAUGGUUAUAUCAUUCAAAGGUACCUAUAUGUUCUCAAAUAAUUUAUUGACUAAAGGCCAAAGGCUCUGUAAUGUUAUUAUUCAUAGUUUGUCUUAAACCUAGACCAUGGUCAGUGGUGGAUAUAAAUUUCAGUUUAUGUGUGAGUGAACACGAGUGCAUUUCUUUCAGUGAGAGUAUAGCCUAACAUUGAUGUGCUUAACUUUUUAUUUGCCUUUACAAAGUCUUUGUCUCACCAGUUGACAAAAUGGAUGAUUAACUUUGAUCCUGAGUGGGGUCUGUUGGCAGUGUGUGUGUGGUAGUGAUGCGCGGUUCAGCCCAUUACCCGCGGAUAUCCGCGGGUUUACCCGCGGGUCGGGCGGAUUUGGGUAGGCCUAGUAGUUUUUUCUAAAUAUUGCGGGUGGGUCGGGUCAAAAAAGUAAAAAUGCACAUUUCUCACUUGUUAACUUAGGUGGCGGUGCGCCUGCAAUAGGCUACACAGGAGGUGUGGUCGAGCGCAAAACAUAAUUUCUCCUAAAUUCAGCACCCAAUUGCGCCAUGCGUGACUGACUGAAAAAAGUCAAUCGCGCAUUCGCUACUUUAUGGACAUGGAGGGAUAUCGAAGGUUGUGCACAAUCCGAGAACACCUUGCUGUCAUAUAGCCUACACGAAUAAACAGCUGUGCUUGUUAAAUGCUUGGCAGUGUUUCAAGCAAAAGGGGAAAAAGUUGCAAGGGGAAAUAUGAAUGGAAACUUGUUAUGUCCAUGAAGAUGAGAUUUAACACUGGCUAUGUCUAGGCUGCAGAUUAUGGUGUGGAAGAGCGCAGAUUGUCAAAAUGACCGAUUAUUGUAGCCCGCUGUCCUCAUGUGGGAGAAUUAGGCUAAUUAGGCUACGAAAGACGUUAGGUGCGUUUUUUUCCUUUCCGCGGGUCGGGUCGGAUUUGGAUCACAAUUUGAACAUAUUUUUGCGGAUUGGGCGGGGCGGUUUGGAUCUCCUGAAGAGUCGGGUUGGGGCGGGUUUUUAAAAAAGCCCACCCGCGCAUCACUAGUGUGUGGAAUCAGAGGUUUUGUUCAAAAGUACAGCUGAUUAGUUUGCCUUAUUUUUAUAUUAUUUUUUUUAUAGUUUCAACAACAAAACAACUAUCUGUUAUCAGUUUACAUGUGUGAAGAUACAACACUAUACCUAAAUUCAUCAGGCAGUAUAUUAUUCCACCCCUAAGGGGACAGCACAACCCAGAUCCUAUUGAAGUUGCAAAUGAAGCUAGAGUUGGUUGGCUGUUAAACAGCUACUUUUGUAACACAACCGAUGAUCCAUGACAAUCGAAGGACACCAUAACCUCAACCACAUCACUUUGUGUAUGUGCAUGUGUGUUCAUUUUUUUAGGGCCUAGGAAUACUGUGAUUUGGAUGUCUCGUUUUAUGUGUAUCAGACUUUCAUCCCCAAUCUGUAUGUAGCCUAGUGUGUGAAAGAAUAUCACUAACCAAAUAAGAGCAUUACCUCUGUCUCCCUGUGUCUGUCAUAAAUGAAAAUCAUUGUGCAUCGCUUGUAAUAUAUAGGUAGUAUUCUUUUUGUUACUGUUUAAUAUGGAAAAUAAUAAAGUACAAGCUUACCUUUU